AUGGCUGACACGCACAACGUGACCUUUGAGACAGCAGAUGGUGAAGUUACAGCUCAUGAUCACAUCUUGAUGGCAACAUCCCCUGUCCUGAAAGCAAUGUUGCAGUCGACCAUGAAGGAAGGUUCGAACAAGAGGGUUCAAGUCAAGGAUUCGCCGAGUGCUGGGGUCUCGCUUUUUCUGGAGAUGCUCUACACGACGGCAACACGCACU
This is a messenger RNA of Symbiodinium necroappetens, 210 nucleotides long. The record is from the annotation of a GenBank genome assembly. Lineage: Eukaryota; Dinophyceae; Suessiales; Symbiodiniaceae.